Molecule: messenger RNA, 1575 nt
Organism: Arabidopsis arenosa
Lineage: Eukaryota; Viridiplantae; Streptophyta; Magnoliopsida; Brassicales; Brassicaceae
Source: the annotation of a GenBank genome assembly
ACGAAAAACCCUAGCAGAGCUCCGAGAUCUCUUUGUCGCCAUGGGAGACUCCGGCGAUCCUUUCAUGCGUAACCCUAACGCCGCCGUUCAGGCCCGCGCUAAAGUUCAGAACAGAGCCAAUGUUCUUCAGCUUAAGCUGAUGGGUCAAAGCCACCCUACUGGCUUAACAAACAAUCUCUUGAAGCUCUUUGAGCCACGGCCGCCGUUGGAGUACAAACCACCACCGGAGAAGAGAAAGUGCCCGCCUUAUACAGGUAUGGCUCAGUUUGUGAGUAACUUUGCUGAGCCUGGGGAUCCAGAAUACGCUCCACCUAAGCCAGAAGUUGAAUUACCUUCGCAGAAAAGGGAGAGAAUUCAUAAAUUACGACUGGAGAAAGGUGUUGAAAAGGCUGCUGAGGACUUAAAGAAAUAUGACCCGAAUAAUGAUCCAAAUGCUACUGGAGAUCCAUACAAGACAUUGUUCGUUUCAAGACUUAACUACGAAUCCUCUGAGAGUAAGAUUAAAAGGGAGUUUGAAUCUUAUGGACCAAUUAAACGGGUUCAUUUGGUGACUGAUCAGCUGACCAAUAAACCCAAGGGAUAUGCUUUCAUUGAGUACAUGCACACCCGUGACAUGAAAGCUGCAUAUAAGCAAGCUGAUGGACAAAAGAUUGACGGCAGAAGAGUUUUGGUUGAUGUUGAGAGAGGUAGAACCGUCCCAAACUGGCGUCCACGCAGGCUUGGUGGUGGACUUGGGACUUCAAGAGUCGGUGGUGGUGAAGAAAUUGUUGGGGAACAACAACCGCAAGGAAGAACCUCCCAGUCAGAGGAGCCAUCGAGACCAAGGGAAGAGCGUGAGAAAUCUCGGGAAAAGGGAAAAGAAAGGGAACGAGAAAGGUCUCGUGAGCUGUCUCAUGAACAACCUCGAGAGCGGUCUCGUGACAGGCCGAGAGAGGAUAAGCACCACAGAGACCGAGACCAAGGAGGCAGAGACAGGGAUAGAGACAGUAGACGUGAUCGUGACCGGACCCGUGAUAGAGGAGACAGAGACCGCCGUGACCGUGACAGGGGACGGGAUCGUACUUCAAGGGAUCAUGACCGAGACCGUAGUAGAAAGAAGGAGAGGGAUUAUGAAGGAGGUGAAUAUGAGCAUGAGGGUGGUGGUCGGUCCCGUGAAAGAGAUGCAGAGUACAAACGUGGCGAGCCAGAAGAAACUCAUGGCUACUACGAAGAAGAUCCAGGGGACACAGACCGGUACAGUCAUCGCUACGAUAAAAUGGAGGAAGAUGACUUCAGAUAUGAACGCGAGUACAAGCGGUCUAAGAGAUCAGAAUCGCGAGAGUAUGUUCGUUGAUGUUUCAUUCGGUUGUUUAAAACUCUAAAACUUAAGAAUCUUUUUUGUUUACUUAUUAUAAAUCAAACCUGAUGCAAUUCUGUUUGUUACCGCUGAACUUGAUUGCUAUCUUUUCUCUUUUGAAGUUGUCAUAUUACUUAUCAAAUCGAACCAACUUUAAAGUUGUGAUGUUCUAUUGAUUAUUCCUUCUUAUGCAGUACUACUCUACAUAUGAUUUUAUCUAAUAUAUAAACAUUACAUGG